CUACGGAGGGAGGGAGUCCUGGGGGGAGUGGAGGGGACGUUGCGGCAGCUAGCCUCUCCACUGCUUUGUGCUCGGCUAUGCCAUCUCGGUCCGAAGGAUGUGGAGCUCGACUUGUCUCCACCUUGUCCCUGGGACAUCAGGGCGGCCCCUGAUUCGAUCCGAUUGUGCGCUUCGCUGAGUUUGCGUUUGCGUGACCUCUUUCCGGGCCUGGGCUUGGCUCGGGUUCCUUUCACUUGCAAUACAGAGCACUACGCUUUCCUCUUGCCUUCCGAUCCCUCGCCUUCCGUCGGGGGGUUGCUGGCUGCCCCUGCUUUGCCCGCCGAGUGCUCGCUCGAUCGAUUCCUCGGGCGGUGCGCUGUCAUGCGAAGAAUAGUUCGAUCGCUCGUUCUCAUGCUCGAUUAGCCCCACUCCGAAGCAGUCGCAAUUCCGACUCUACGUCUGCUCCUCAUCGAACCUUAGCGCGCCACAGCGCAGCUGCUUCAGAUGCCGAAGCUGCUGCUGCUUGCACCUCCAGCACCGUAGGCUUUGUUUCUUGCAAGAGGAGAGGCGAGGCGAGGCACGCCAGUCACCAGCUUACAGGAGAUGCUGGCCAGGUUGUGGACUUAGAUCAGAUGCAGCAGCGGAUGGAAACUUUAGGCCGUGGGAUUCUUGAGGGAGGGUGCUAUUGGAAUUAGAGUGAGUGCCUAUGUGAUGGAAGAGAUCCUGUGAUUGACCCCAUGGUUGGAGGAAAGGUGUAGAGACUGAGUAGACGAAGAGGGAAGGAAGAAAGGGAGGAAGAAGAAAGGAAAGGGAACAAGGAAGGAAAGAAAAUAUCUACCAGGUGCAGGACGCAUCAUGUUUUCGUUGCUGUAUGGGCUGUGGAAGUACCUGUUUAGCAAAGCGGAGUUUCAUGUGCUCAUACUUGGCAUCGAUAAGGCUGGCAAGACGACAUUGCUGGAGAAGUUGAAAACUUUGUACUCUGAUUUCGAAGGUCUUCCACCAGAUCGAAUUGUCCCCACCGUCGGGCUCAACAUUGGACGUAUAGAGGCACACAAAUCAAAACUUAUUUUCUGGGAUCUUGGCGGUCAGCUAGGGUUGCGAACAAUCUGGGAGAAGUAUUACGAAGAGGCUCAUGCGAUAUUGUAUGUUGUAGAUGCAGCGAGUGAAUCUCGCUUGGAAGACACAAAGUCAGCAUUUGAGAAAGUCCUAAGACAUCAGGACUUACAAGGUGCCCCAGUAUUAAUUUUCGCCAACAAACAGGAUCUAGAAGGGGCUGUCUCUGCAAAAGAGAUUGGAACUGCCUUGAACCUCAAAGAGCUAGAGGAGCGGGAGUCUAUGGCCAUGGCCAUUUCUGCCUAUGACGGAUCUGGAAUUAGGGAGGGAGUCACAUGGCUUGUGGAUGCUAUGCGGACUUGCAAAAGAACGCAAGAGCUCAAACAACGUGCAGAUGCAGCCGUAACGAUGAAUAUGCACGUCAUAAAGGACGAUACCAGUGUUUGGAGAAAGGAGAGGAUUAAGAAUCGUGUCUGGUGACUUUUGCAUUUCGAGAUGAGAACGAAGUGAGGCGCGUGGUCGGUGGACUAGGUGCACUUCCAUGAUUGCUGGAGCGCAGAAACUUCAUACCAGUGGAGCUCUGUCGUAUUUAUUACUGUGCAUUGUACGAUUGCAAGUAGAGGCCGUGAAACUGUAUGAUGAGGCUGUAAGCUUUCUCCAAUCGAUUGUCUUGAUAUCGUACCCGGAGCAGAUAGCAGAAGUUCUUUUUGUUACAUGGGAGGAUAGCUUCUGCAUCAAAAAAUCCUCAUGAUUUCUCGACACUCAGCCUAACACAGUGUAGGAUUCCACAGAUUGUGGAAAUGAUCAUUUUUUACUUUCGUCCUCGAAAGUUACACUGCCCUUGAGAUAAGGUUUUCUUGUUAAUACACAGACAACACGUAGUUGAUUUUAGGCCGGUCUCUGUGUUCCUUACUCGCCUGCAGACUGCCGUAUAAUCUGGAGGCAUCCUCGUUGAAAGUGAAUACUGUUAACUGGCUUCCAGAAACAUGUGUUCGAACACUGUCCGAACGAUGGGCCUGUAAACCUGCAUUGCACGAUUAGUGUUCACAUAUGCCGUGCCUCAUCCUUGUGUCGCUACAUUGUAGUUGUCGCAGUCAUUGUGUAUUUUUACUUUGUCUUGCAUCCUCCACAUGCGUAGUAAAAGUCACUGGU
Messenger RNA from Marchantia polymorpha subsp. ruderalis, 2184 nucleotides. Lineage: Eukaryota; Viridiplantae; Streptophyta; Marchantiopsida; Marchantiales; Marchantiaceae. The record is from the annotation of a GenBank genome assembly.